AUGCAAGAAACAGGUACUGUCGUCCCUGAUAACUUCACGUUCCCAGUGUUACUAAAAGCAGUUUCUAAUCUUUCAUAUGGCCGAAUUGGGUUAGCUCUCCAUGCCCAGAUAGUGAAAACGGGCUUUGACAACCAUCUGUUGGUCCAAACUUCUCUUCUGAACAUGUACUCAUCUGUUCAAAGAAUUGAUGAAGCUCGUAAGGUUUUUGAUGGUAUGCAAGAUAAGGAUUUGGUUGCUUGGAACUCUAUGUUGGAUGCAUAUGUUUCGAUCCAGAAGAUGGAUUUUGCAACCCAACUUUUCCGAACCAUGCCCCAAAGGGACCUUUUGUCAUAUAACAUCAUGGUUUCCGGGUAUUCGAAAAUUGGUGAUAUGGAUUGUGCCAGGGCCAUAUUUGAUGAAAUUCCUCAAAGAGAUACCAUCUCAUGGAACUCUUUGAUAUUGGCAUGUGGUAAUCAUGGGGACAUGGUAGAAGCACGUAAGGUGUUUGAUGAAAUGCCUCAAAGAAAUGUCAUUUCAUGGAACACAUUGCUUGGAGCAUAUUUGAAGAACGGAUUAUUUGAAGAAGUUAUUCUUAUCUUCGAAAAGAUGAAAGCGGAAAACACAACGUCCCCAGAUCAUCUUACAAUAACAACAUCCUUGUCUGCUUGUGCUCAGUUGGGGUUGCUAGAAAAAGGUCGUCAAAUCCAUGUCUAUGCCCAAGAUUCACGACUUGUGUCGAGCCCCCAUGUAACCACUUCCCUAAUAGACAUGUACGCCAAAUGUGGGUGCGUAGAGAGCUUUCUGACCGUGUUUUACAAGUCAAAAGUCCGAGAUGUAUACUGUUGGAAUGCAUUGAUAUCUGGACUUGCACUUCACGGCUAUGGUGUCGCUGCUCUCAAAGUGUACGAUGAAAUGCUCCAAAGUACAAAUCCUGAUGAUAUAACCUUCAUUGCUUUGCUUAGUGCCUGCAGCCAUUCAGGUCUGAUCGAAGAGGGUCAAACCCUGUUCGACUCUAUGGAGAUCGACCAUGGUGUGGCUCGUAAGAUGGAGCACUAUGGGUGUUUGGUUGAUCUUCUCGGCCGAGCCGGAUUUCUCGAAAGUGCAUAUACGAUCAUUGCGACGAUGCCAUUUAGGGCAGGGAAGUCUGUUUUGGGUGCGUUGCUUGGUGCUUGUGUGAAUUAUAGGGAUCUCGAGAUCGGGGAGAAGGUAGUUAAGAUCCUCGUUAACGAUGGUUUUCUAAACGAUGGGGAUUACAUGAUGGUGUCUAAUUUGUAUGCUUCAUGUGACCGUUGGGAUGAUGCGAAUUGUUGGAGAGCGAUGAUGAACAAUUCGGGAAUUGUGAAGGCCGCGGGAUCUAGCUCGAUUGAGGUUGCUAAUAAGAUGCACAAGUUUUUAGCUGGGAAUUCGAGUUGA
Molecule: messenger RNA, 1392 nt
Organism: Cynara cardunculus var. scolymus (artichoke)
Lineage: Eukaryota; Viridiplantae; Streptophyta; Magnoliopsida; Asterales; Asteraceae
Product: pentatricopeptide repeat-containing protein At2g44880-like
Exons: 1
Coding region: 1-1392 (463 amino acids)
Biological process (GO): RNA modification
Molecular function (GO): RNA binding; protein binding
Source: RefSeq, a predicted model, not a curated record